CCGGAAAACAUGUCUGCAGCGGCAGCAGAAAUGAAAUGGAACGAAACUGGAUUUUUUUAUGGGAUCACUUUUUCUGUCUAAAAUCUCCACACAAAUGUAUAUUUGCUGCUAUAAGAACAUUCCGAUAUCGCUGCAAAACUGCUUUUCGUUACUGGAUUUCGUUUAGCACGAUUUGGUGUAGCCUGCCAAAUGUGAGUGUUUUGGAAACAUCGUCGAGACUUGUGUGUGGGAGGAGGCAGCGGGGCAGACCCACUUCCCUCCAUGGUCUUUUUUAAAUAUUUUGUCGCCAGGCAAGACAAUUCUUAACAUGGACCAGUAUUUCGAGUAUUCUUAAGAAAUUUACCAAUAUUAUUUGUUAACCCAUAUCAGUAACUAGCUGGCUCACAGUUUCAGUAUGCCCGAUCGAUGGUUUCUUUGAAGCUUGACAGUGCCUGGCUGAUACAGGCCUAAUUUUUUUCGAUCUGGAAAUUUCUUGACAGGGGAAAGCCAUACGGGUUUUCCUGACUAUCUAGCCUAGCAUUAGCUGUUUCGCUGCAUCCCCAAAUUAAAUGAUGCAAGUUGUGUUGUUACAUUGAUUUUUUUUUAGAUGACCAUAUCAUCUAAUUUUAGCAUAUCAAUUUAAACACGGUAUCUUUUAUGGGAUUAUCGGCAAGUCGGAAGCAAAUAUGGUAAAUUGGAGGUGGCUGCUGCGGGUAUCGAACCGCUCCUUUUUGGCCUUCUUUUUUUUCUUCUCCAUGUCUACGACUUGUCUCUACUUCAUAUAUGUGGCUCCUGGAAUAGCGAACACAUACUACUUCAUGGUGCAGGCCCAGGGCAUCAUGUUGAGGGAUAAUGUGAGGACCAUUGGCCAGAUGAUCCGGCAAUACACCAAUAAGAACGCUACCCUUAAUGGCACAGAUUACCCAGAUGGCAGUAACUCCAGUGAAUACAUGGUACAGCCAACCACAUACCUCCCUGAGAACUUCACAUACGCCCAGAACCUCCCCUGCCCCGAACGCUUACCUUCUAUGAAGGGUCCUAUGCAUGUGAAUAUGACUGAGAUACCGAUGGAGGAGAUUGAUCUGAAGUUCUCCAAGUACCUUGAUGUUCAGUUUGGAGGCCACUGGAAACCCAAGGACUGCAAACCGCGAUGGAAGGUGGCUGUUCUGAUUCCGUUCCGCAACCGUCAUGAGCACCUCCCCAUCCUGUUCCAGCACCUCACUCCCAUGCUGCAGAGACAGAGGCUGCAGUUUGCAUACUACGUCAUUGAGCAGUCUGGUACCCAGCCGUUCAACAGAGCCAUGUUGUUUAACGUGGGUUUCCUGGAAGCCAUGAAAGAUCUGGACUGGGACUGCCUGGUGUUCCAUGAUGUUGACCACAUCCCGGAGAACGACCGGAACUACUACGGUUGUGGUCAGAUGCCUCGCCACUUUGCAGCCAAAUUGGACAAAUACAUGUACCUACUACCCUACAGUGAGUUCUUUGGGGGCGUGAGUGGACUUACAGUGGAGCAGUUCCGCAAGAUCAAUGGCUUUCCCAAUGCAUUCUGGGGCUGGGGAGGAGAGGACGAUGACCUCUGGAACAGAGUGCACUAUGCUGGUCUGAACGUUACACGGCCAGAGGGAGAGAUGGGUAAAUACAAAUCCAUUCCACAUCACCAUCGAGGAGAGGUGCAGUUCCUGGGCAGGUACAAGCUGCUGAGGUAUUCCAAAGAGAGGCAGCACCUGGAUGGCCUGAACAACCUGAAUUACACCCCGGAGAUCUCCCUGGGCACCCUGUACAAGAACAUCACUGUUGACCUCCACCCUGACAUGGCCCCUAUCGCAGACUACUGACCUCUGGCCCCAACCCCCUACGGCCCCGCCCGACGCCAUGAACACUUUCACACACACAACCCUGCACAACAACUGGGACACCAAAGCCGGGCAGAGAGGGGUGGGCUGGGAGGAACACCAUGUAACGUUGCCAAGAAACCUCACUCUGAAAAAAAAAAAAAGUCUCCAACUAAAAUAUGAGAAAGGGGCCUAGGGUCUGUUUAAUCGAACAAUUGAUUGUGCGCGAGUGUGUGUGCGUGCGUGCGUGCGUGUGUGCUUGCGUGUGUGUGUUUGAGAGAGGCUGUGUUGCUGCAUGUCAAUGUGUUCAUGCUGGCUUUAGCUACUAAGCUACUUUCACGUCAACCCCUCAUGAUACUAUUUGAGGAGACGGGCAGCGUUUCAUACCCGAUGUUUACUGCAAAGCCUUAAAGUGUCAUUCCCGCCUCAGAACCUCUGCUCUGGCUGCCUCCCAUAUGUCGCCCUAUUCACCACCCAGUGCGUUACUCUGGACCGAGACCCGUUUUGACCUGGGCCCUAAAGGCCACGGUCUGAAGUAGUUCGCCAUGUGGGGAAUAGGAUGCCAUUUGGGGCUCUGGUUUUUUUUUCUCUCUGCUCCGCUCAGCACAGCUUUCACUUCUAAUGUCUCGGUACUAUCACCUUACAAGCCAACUGACCUUUUGUGUCGUCACUUUAUAUUAUUUUUUUACACAUAUCGUUCGUUUUUUAAAAGAUUUCGAAUAUUCCUUGAUGAGGUGGGAGGGGCAAAAUGAAGGAGGCCGUGUAAUGUGACAUACAUUUUCAGAUGUGUUCUAUUGUCUUUGUAUUUAUUUUUGGCUUUUUUUAAUGGACAUUUUAAAGCGCUCAAUCCUGUUUCUGUUGGUUACACGAUGAGUGUUUUGCUGUUCCCUUUUCUGCACUGCCGAUGCAUCACAGAACACGUAUGUAAAUACUGGCCUCUUAAAGCUUGAUCACAGAACACGUAUGUAAAUACUGGCCUCUUAAGCUUGAUCACAGAACACGUAUGUAAAUAUUUGGCCUUUUAAACGUUCAGAGCAUGUCACCGUUAUUAUUCCAGAUGAUUUUAAUUUUUUGGCAGCUACCUUUUUCCUAAGGACUUAACAGAGUGCGUGGUUCUUCCAUUUAAGUGGGAAGAUGUUCUAACAAUUGAUGGAAAUUUGGCUUAAAAAAAGAAACUACAUUGAAAUCCCUUAGGUUGACCAUCUUUUGCAUGCCUUAAUGUAUUUUGUUACCAGAUGUUUUUUUUUUAUUGUAAUUUAUUUUUAUUCUUUGAAGAUGUGUAUAUUUUUCCAGUUUUGCCUUUUUUGUUGUCUUUUUCUCCUCUUUCUUGAGGUGCACUGUGUGAAAAAGACUGAGCAGCGUUGUGGAGUGUUAUCCUGUACAAAGACAGGUGGAGGUCAGGGGUCAAAGGACUGUAAUAGCUUUGGAACAGAGUGUCACAUGUCACUUCCUGAUGCUGACAAGAGACACGUAAUACCCUAGACCAGAGCUGAGGACCAUCGCUGCUAAAGAUGCUAGGCUGAGAUGUCACUCUAUCUUCCGCUUGAUUUGGUGGUGGAUGAGUGGAAACAGUACCAACAACCUGUUUGGUACAGGAUUAUGUUUCAAACGUAUGUGUGCGCGUGUGUGUGUGUGUGUGUGUGCGUGCGCACGCUUGCAUCUGUGUGGCGUGGCUCGUGUGUUAAUUAACUGGACCAUGCAUUUGAGCAUAUGUUAGGUGUCUGUAAUGCGCGUGAGCUUGCUAUUUUGCGUGCGUGACAUGUGCCGUGUUUCUAAUAUGCUUGCGAGGCAUUGAGGGGCCAGAAUGAGAGAACAGCAGCCACUGUUAAAGGCAUUCCCUGUUCUUGAAUGGCGCCGGCAGAUACCUGGGCCAUGAACACUUUUAAAUUGUUCAAGUUUUGAGCACUACAAAGAUUAGCAAGGGACAAAUUAAGGACCUGUUUAUCUUGUUUUCUACCUGUUUACUUUUUCCCCUCAUGUACAUUGAAACUUUUAUAUUUUUCCCCAUUUCAUAUUUAAAUGUUUCUGUGCAUUUUGCUAGUGAUGUUGAUUUAUAGAACUGCUUUAUCCAAACAACCCAGGCUUUCUCUAUCAUAGCAUUGCAAGAAUGCAGGAAAACGAGAGCAUCAAUCUAACUGUGACACUCCUGUUCUGCCUCUAGCAUCGGCAUUGUCUGAAUUAAAAAGAAUAUGCUGAGUACUUCUGAGUGGAAUCCGAUGCAUCCUGAUCAGAAGUAGUGGUCUAUCCAGAGAGCGGGGUGUGAUUUGGGACCUAACUCCCUGCUCUGUCCUGUCACUCUUGAAGUGCUGUGGAGGAGUGUCCUGAAGAUGUUUACACAAUCAUUUUUUCUCAAAAGCUAAAGUGGCUAACACUGGCCAAGCGCCAGGUUAAAUCUGUUUGGUUUUGAAAAAACGUAGCUACAACAGUUACAUAAGACCUCAGCGGUGUAUUGAGAAAUGGUGUAGAGACAAAAUCCAGAACAUAGUAAUAAUACAUUCAAUGGGAGGUGGUGAACUGUGCCAAAGUCCCAAUUAUAAUACAUACCCGUCAUUCGUCUACCAGGCUUCUGUGUCUUCUACACAUGAAUCUACGCUAGUCUUUCUGUCCUUUUUCCCCCUCUUCCAUUCAUUUUCCCCUGUGAGUCUCCUCUGUAUCUCAGCAUCUCCUCCGUGUUGAGAGGAACUAGACAAGACAACUGUUGGUAAUUGGGAUCAGGGUUUAGGUAUCAAGACUCAUAUCUAUGGCAUCCAGGGUAUGACAUAGACAACAUAUCUCUACAUGGCUCUGGGUCUUUUGGGUAUGGGUCGCAGUUCCAGACUGGGUCCAGGGAUUUUCUCGGUCUAUGCCUUUUUCUUAGUAACAGUUUUACAUAAGAGGAUACAUUCUCUUGUUUUUAUACUUUAAGAUAUGGGCAACCAAGUUGGUUCAAGUCCCCACCUAUUGGAGUCACUAUGAGUUACUGUAGAAGAGUGAUGCUGAGUCUUUGGGUCAGUUAUAUUACUACGAGUUUUAAAGGUAUUUGUUAGAGAACGCACCCAUCACUGGAGCUGGUUUCUGAUCAGUAUUGUGGAUGAGUCUAAAUGGCACCCUAUGUAAAGUGUAGUGCUGGCUCUGAUCAAAAGUGGUACACUGUAUAGGGAGUAGGGUGCAAUUGGGGAUUUCCCCUCUGAGUUGUACAUAUUGCUAUUGCCUCUGAGGGGAGUAGGUAGGUAGGGAAGGAAGGAAGGGGUGUUACUGGGUUCUUGGGCAGUGCUACAUCUGUUCAUCCACCCCCAGCCCAGCUACCAUCCCACUCCUCACCCAUCCUACUGCUUCUUUAUUGGUUGUUCAAAAGUCCUAAAAGAAAUAGAACAUUUUUCAAAUUUCUAUAUUCACCAUUACACAAUUUGUAAUGUAGAGUAUUACAUUUUUGCAGUAUUCAUAUUUGUGCCUUGAGGUUUUUUUUUCUUUUUUUUUCCCACUUUGCAUUCUCGGUUGAAAGAUGCAGUAAAGGUUUGGAUUGUUUUAAAACUGAAGUUAGAGUGCACAUGUAUUUCUUUUUUUAUUCUUCUAACUUUGGGUUUUCCUUUGUCUGGAGCUCCGAGUUUCUGGGAACAUUUCCAUUGCAACGGGCUGAGUAGGAUUCCAAAAAAGGAGGCAAGAUGCCAUCCUGUUUCUUUUGUGUACCAAUGGUUGGCCGUAUCUAAUGUUUCUGCUGUCUAUUCCGAGGCCUGUACUACUCUGGCUGCUUGGACCACGAUAUGCACAAUCCUCUUGGACACAGGGCCCUCAAAUCUCUUCGCUAUGCUUCUCUGUCCGAACAAAGAGUUAUGGCCGGAGCCACCUGUUCUGUUACCAUGGUCACCCAGGACAUGCCGAUGGUACGGAGGAAGUAGGGACUUUUGAAAUCAAGUCUAAGGGAGUAAAGUGUCAUAUCUAGUAAACAAAUCAAGUUAACGCAUUCACUGUCAGGCAUAUUCAUUUGACUUCAUGGAUUUGUAAUUCUUGGAUUAUUAGGGAGAUGCAUUUGUGAAAAUAUGAACUGUGAACGCCUUGUCGAUGGGGUGUCAAAUGACCUUCAUUCGAUGUAGCCUACUUGUGCGUCAUUUGCACAGUCUCGCAGCUCCAUGUUGUUCAGCAAUUUAAUUGGCUAUAGGCAUGUGCUAGAGUUCCUGCCCCACCAGGCAGCACGGACCCCUUUUUAGAUGGUGAAGCCAACCCGGUUACCCGUCCUGUCAAUCUUCCUCAGUUGUUGGUAUAACAGCCAGUAAAAGUCUACUAGAGUUGAGUUAAACUGUUGGACUUUGUAAAGUUUUUAUUUUUAUUUUUUUUUUGUCAACAGAAUAUGAAUAAAACACCUUUAUUGCCAUGUUCUGGGAAA
Esox lucius (northern pike) is the source of this 6171-nucleotide messenger RNA. It is a transcript of the gene b4galt6, whose product is annotated as UDP-Gal:betaGlcNAc beta 1,4- galactosyltransferase, polypeptide 6. The coding region runs from base 666 to 1814 and encodes 382 amino acids. Lineage: Eukaryota; Metazoa; Chordata; Actinopteri; Esociformes; Esocidae. The transcript is spliced from 9 exons. Gene Ontology annotation, molecular function: UDP-galactose:glucosylceramide beta-1,4-galactosyltransferase activity. Gene Ontology annotation, biological process: carbohydrate metabolic process; glycosphingolipid biosynthetic process. The record is from RefSeq and is a predicted model, not a curated record.